Molecule: messenger RNA, 444 nt
Organism: Aegilops tauschii subsp. strangulata
Lineage: Eukaryota; Viridiplantae; Streptophyta; Magnoliopsida; Poales; Poaceae
Source: RefSeq, a predicted model, not a curated record
AUGCUAGGGUUAAACCCUAGCCAGCACGGCCUCGUCAACGCCGCCGUGGCCGCGGCCAGCACCGGCUCAUCCGCGUUCCCUCGGAUGGUGCUGCCCGACUCGCCCCGCGCGUCGGCUUGCACCCCGAUGCCCGGCUUCCACGUCUACCCGCAGGCCUCCUGCCUCUCCGGGGAGUGCUCGCCCGAGGUGAGCGUGGUGGCACCUUCCACGCCCACCCCCGCGCCCAUCGACCUCCACGCCACACCGGUGGCCGGUGGCUCGUCAUCCGGAGGCGCGAGGAAACGCGCACGGCAGAUGCCAGCCGACGUGCUGUCGGGAGCACGCAACCUAUUCGACGGAAUGCCGGCCGCCGGCAACGAGGACUACAUGCAGAACAUGAUCUUCGAGGGUGGUACGCCGGCCGCUGGCUACGAUCCCGACGAGACACAAAGCCAGGACGGCUGA